CCACCCCUUUAGGCACAGCUCCCCGACUAAGGCCGGAGACCGGCUCUCCGCGCGGCUAAGGCGUGGCGCCUCCUUAAAAGCCCAGCCCCCCCCUUCCCGGCGCCUCCUUAAGGGGCGCCCCCGAGGCGGGAGGGGAAGGGGGCGUGCCGUAUGCAAAUGAGCCGAGCCCGUGACGUGCGGAAGCCCCUCCCCCUCGGCGAGCAAAAGUUAGCGAGCCGAGCGGCUCCGGACUAGCCGCCGCGAACCAGGCGAGUCGAACAUGGCGCUGCGCCGGGUCGGGACCUUGCACGGCUCCGGGGAGGAGGCCGGGGACGGGGACGGAGCCCCGGGACCGCUCCGGGCAAGGUUGGGGCUGCCGCUGCUCCUGCUGCUCCUGCUCAGCCCCGGCCGGGCUGGCGCCGCCCACGACCGCGGCGGCCCCGUGGUGCUGGGCAUGCGGCUGGAGCACAGCGACCGGCCGCUGUCCGAGCUGGAGUUGGAGGAGGCGGGCGUGCUGCAGGUGCAGGAGGGCGCCCGGAUCCUGCUGCGCCUCUACGGGCUGGGCUUGACCGCCCGCGUCUACCAGGCGGUCUACUUCGCCGAGGUGGGCCUGCCCGGCGGCAACGGCACCUGGACCCGCGGCACCAACGCCACCUGCCCGGAGAAGACGCAGGACAUGGUGGUGCAUCCCCAGGCCGGCGAGAUCCGCGCCACCUCGGCGGUGAUCGGCGUGAAGGUGCGGCUGCUGCGGAAGGCCGAGCGCUCCAAGCUCUACGUCCUGUGCACCCGGAGCGAUCCCGGCCAGCCCUGGCUGCGCCUGGAGGGCAAGGAUGCCUUCCUGCGCGUAGUGGAGGAGAAGCCGCACCUGCUGCCCCUCUGGCUGCAGAUCAUCCUCAUCCUGACCCUGCUGGCCUUCUCGGGCAUGUUCAGUGGGCUCAACCUGGGUCUGAUGGCCCUGGACCCCAUGGAGCUGCGCAUCGUCCAGAAAUGUGGCAGCGAGAAGGAGAAGCGGUACGCCGGCAAAAUCGAACCCAUCCGCCGCAAGGGCAAUUAUCUGCUCUGCUCGCUCCUGCUGGGCAACGUCUUGGUCAACACCACACUCACUAUCUUGCUGGAUGACCUCAUUGGCUCUGGGCUGGUGGCGGUCAUCGCGUCCACCUCGGGCAUUGUGAUCUUUGGGGAGAUUGUGCCCCAGGCGCUCUGCUCCCGCCACGGCCUGGCCGUGGGGGCCAACACCAUCGUUCUCACCAAGAUCUUCAUGCUCUUGACCCUUCCCAUCUCCUUCCCCAUCAGCAAGAUCCUAGACUUCCUCUUGGGCCAAGAAAUUGGCACGGUCUACAACCGGGAGAAGCUGGUGGAGAUGCUGAAGAUCACCGAACCUUACAACGAUCUGAUGAGGGAGGAGCUGAACAUGAUCCAGGGAGCGCUGGAGCUUCGGACCAAGACGGUGGAGGAUGUCAUGACCCCUCUUCACGACUGCUUCAUGAUCAACAGCGAUGGCAUCUUAGAUUUCAACACCAUGUCCGAAAUCAUGGAAAGUGGCUACACCCGUAUACCAGUCUUUGAGGAAGAACGGUCCAACAUUGUGGAUAUCCUGUACAUCAAGGACUUGGCCUUUGUGGACCCUGAUGACUGCACCACCCUCAAGACCAUCACAAAGUUCUACAACCAUCCUGUCCAUUUUGUCUUCCAUGACACCAAGCUGGACGCCAUGCUGGAGGAAUUCAAAAAGGGUAAAUCACACCUGGCUAUUGUCCAAAAGGUGAAUAAUGAAGGUGAGGGCGACCCCUUCUAUGAAGUGUUGGGAUUGGUAACUCUGGAAGACGUUAUUGAGGAGAUAAUCAAAUCAGAGAUCCUGGACGAAUCGGAUAUGUACACUGACAACCGCACGAAGAAGCGUGUGAGCCACAAGAAGGACAAGAGAGAUUUCUCUGCCUUCAAAGACAACGACACAGAGUCCAAAGUGAAGAUCUCACCACAGUUGCUUCUGGCGGCUCAUCGCUUUCUCUCCACCGAGGUGACGCAGUUCACGCCUCCUUUCAUCUCGGAAAAGAUCCUGUUGCGCCUUCUCAGGCACCGGGAUGUAAUCAACGAGUUAAAGUUUGACGAGGAGAACAAGAAGUGUCCUCGGCAUUUUCUCUUCAACCGGAACAAACCGGCUGAUUUCUUCAUCCUCAUCCUUCAGGGCAAAGUGGAGGUAGAAGCUGGCAAGGAGAACAUGAAGUUUGAAACUGGGCCUUUCUCUUAUUACGGAGUGAUGGCUUUGAGUCCCUGUGUCACAACACCGCCAGACAGAUCCCAGCACCAGUCCAUUAUACAGCGAGGAUCCUUGCAUUCCAAGCUGUCAGUUUCAGAAAUGCGUUCUCCAUCUCAUAUGAGUAAUCUGAAUCGCUCGGCGUCUCUUUGCUACCACGAGCGCACCGAGUCCAUCUCUUCCAAUUUCACUGGCAGCAACAACCAGCUUAACGUCAACAUGAGCUCCCAGUAUCUCUCAGACUUCAGUGUUCGUGCUCUUACAGAUCUCCAGUAUGUCAAGAUCACGCGCCUCCAGUACCAAAACGGUCUCAUGGCCUCCCGCCUGGAGAGCUGUCCCCAAUCCCCCGACGGGAGCCCCCCCAAAGCGGACCCCUCCUCGGCAGAAAAAGGGAGCACCCUGUCCAACAACGAGAUGAUUGGCCUCUUGAACGAAAGGAACUGCCAGCAUCAAAAGACGAACCACAACCCCCCCGACAAUGUGGUCUGACCCCGGCAUUGGGGCAGUUGGCCCGGCCCAGCUCGCCCACUUUUUUUCCUUUUCAAAGACCCAAGAGUGCCCACAGGAGAUUCCGAUUGUGUGUCGAUAUCAACCUCAGGUAGCAGCUGCAAUCCGCGCUCUCUGGUACUGUUUCCCACUCGCCUGCCCUGUCUUUCUAGCCAGGUGGUUUGGAACUGGGAGGGGAAGCCAGCCAGCCAGCCUUGAAAGCAAUCGGAAGCCACCUCUUCUAAGGUGACAGGCCCCAUCCUGGGUCACCUGCACAAUCGAGGGUUCUUCCCUGUCUGCAUCAAAGCAAGCUGGACUAGCAGGACAAGCACGUUUCCCCUUUCUCUGUGCUGGUUUUUUAACUGGAUACAACGGAGAGGAAGGCAAGCCACUGGCACACCCAGGGGAACCUCGAAGCAGCUGCCUUUUUCCAGGGUGCCCAGUUCUGGUACUGCCUUCCCCACCAGGGAAGGGUGUCCUUCCGAAGGAGCACGUAGUUACAAAGGCGGCACCCAACGUGAUGGAGGGGGACGUAGGUUUAUAGAGAUGCCAGCCACCCUCUCUUCAUAAGACAGACUUCGUUUUCCCAUCUCAGGGAGUUCUGAGACUUUGUUAUUUGGGAUUAUCUAUUUUUCCCCCCCUCUUUAAUCAAGCCAUUGGGGUAUUUGAGAGCAGGGAUGUGCCUGACAUGGAGGAACCAGCCAGAGUUUUCAUGCUGGUAGAAUCUGUCCCUUCUCCUUUUCAGAAGGAUCUCUGAAUCAUUUUCCUGAUUCAACCCAGGUUCUCCUUUCGUUCCAGCUUUUGGCUUCUGUUUCAAGGGACCCUAACGGAAUCAGUCGUAGGAGAAGUAACAGCAAGAGGUCAACUGAAAGUUACAUCCGGUUGCAUUGCAGAUCAAUGCCUCCCUAGGUUUUUUUUUUUUUUUUAAGUUUCUGCAAAUAGAAAACUAACAAAUGUCGGGCAGAGGUACAGCUUUUUCUUUGAUCUACAUUGUUUCUACUUGCAGGGAGUUGUCUUAGUUUGGGUUAAUAAUCCUCAUUUUGUUCUUUUUUUUUUUUAACUGGGGAAGAUUUAAAUGAAUAUCCUCCGCCGUCUGUCUCCAGAGGUACUGUUCAUUUCUGACAACUCGAAAUGGGGCUAUAGUUGUAUAUAGUCAGUCUCUGAUUUCCAGUUUCAAGGUACCCUAUGCCUUUGCGUGAGUUUCUGGUGCAAUCAAAGUUGUGGGAUCAGUUUUGCGGUAUUUGGCAAGAUUAAAAAAUGGAACAUUCGAGUAUUGCAGCUGAAAAAUGGAUUGUCAUUCCAGCUCUAAAUGCUUGGAUCAUCUUUUUGGAGAUGAUGCAAACAGGUGGCUGUACUUGUAGUAACCAAUUACCUUUUGUUGCGUUUCUUUUUCAUCCUGACUUGGAUCUGAAGUCCUCCGGGUUUAGUUGUGGACCACAAGUAAACCAUGUUUUAUUGGGAUAGAGGAAAACUGAGUGAAUUUGAUUAUUACGUUAUCCAAAGAUCACGUUAUCCUUUUUGUUUUUCUGUAGCUUUUUACAAUCAUUGUUUUUCUACCGGUUGGAAUCAGAAUAGGAGUUCAGGUGGUUAAUUUUCAGUGGCCAAAUUUCAUGCAGUUAUACCUUGAUGUAAAGCAACUUCCUGUACAACAUAGAUGGGUGUGAGAUUUGGGAACAACUUGGAGGCAUUCUUCGAUAACAGGUUUUUUUUGCAAACAAGACACUGAGUAUGAUCAGUGGAUCAAAGCAAAUAGGCAAAAACACCAGUUUCAUUGAAGGAUGCAUUCGUUGGGACAUCUGAAGCAUCGAUGCCGCAGAGUCUGUCCUAUGAGUAUGAAUGUUUGGGCCUUCAGCAGAUGUUGCAAACUUGAAAACCAGAUGUUGAAUUAGCAAGUCCGCUCUUCAAGGCUGGAGAGCACCUAUGAAUGUACGCUCAUUGAAUCCCUCCAUUCGGAAUCGGUUACCACUCAGAAACGCCUUUUAAAAUGUGCAAACCCGUCUCAGAAAACGGAAUCAUUUGUGCAUCGUGGUUGAACAUUUUCAUUCCCGUGUCUCUGCCGUCUUAAAUUCUCAUGUUUUCUUCUACAAAAGACACCCCACUUUUCAUUUUGCUUCCUCUGACCCUCAAAACUGCCUGGGGUUUUAAAUUCCUUCCCUCAUCCUUAUUGUCAAGGCCUUGGGCACAAUGACAGCCAGCCUCUGUCACACUUGAGAACCACCCAGAUCUGUAAGGCUUCACUUCUUUUCAUUCCCUAGAUAAAGGGUGAUGACAACCAGUUGUAAUGAAACACAUCUGGAGGGAAUUAAGUUCAAGAUGGUUGCCUACCGUACACUACUCUUCUUUUGAGUUGGAUUAGAUACCUCCUGACUUUAUGGAUACUUCUGUGUUAUUUUGGGGUGACAAUGUAGAAGUGACUUCACAUUGCCUUUUGCAGGAUUUUUUUUAAACAUGCAGCUUGGCAUCUCCUUGUGGUGUCCUAUCCCAGCAUAACCAGAUUUGACCCUGUUUAACUCGUUGAGAUCAAGCAAUCAUAAAUCAUAAAUGUAUGUAUUUCUGUUUUGCCCUCUUGUCAUCUCAUAAAGGAACAAGCACACUCACAAACAAGUGUAUGAGUAAUAAUGCUACAACAAUGCUAAUAGAUGCCAACUAUGAUUUCCCCUGAGUCACCUAGUAACCUCUAGCUAAUUAAGAAUUUAAUUAAGAAUUGAGAAAAUUAAAAUAAUUAACAACAUCAUGUCACCUUGUUUAAAGAGACAUGGCACUUAUUGUAUUUAUUUGCAGAUGUUUUAUUCUCCAGAGCCUCAUCAAGUUCUGAGUGAGGUUUGAUCAAUCUUAAAGGGAUUCUUAAAGUGGAUAUGCUUCCUACGUAAAGGGAAAAAGUUUAAAAAUUAAUAAUUACAUCUUGCACAACAGAUGAGUGGCCAAUAGAAUUGUGGGUUAUGGGAAAUACGUGAUCUAGCUCAGGGGUCUUCCAACUUGGCCCUUUUAUGACUUGUG
This is a messenger RNA of Crotalus tigris (Tiger rattlesnake), 5716 nucleotides long. It is a transcript of the gene CNNM4, whose product is annotated as cyclin and CBS domain divalent metal cation transport mediator 4. Gene Ontology annotation, cellular component: plasma membrane. The coding region runs from base 260 to 2722 and encodes 820 amino acids. The transcript is spliced from 8 exons. Gene Ontology annotation, molecular function: sodium ion transmembrane transporter activity; magnesium ion transmembrane transporter activity. Gene Ontology annotation, biological process: magnesium ion transport; magnesium ion homeostasis. NCBI's taxonomy places the organism in Eukaryota, Metazoa, Chordata, Lepidosauria, Squamata, Viperidae. The record is from RefSeq and is a predicted model, not a curated record.